AUGGCAUCAAUUGCCCGCUCCGCUCUGCUUCGGCAGACUACGGCCUUCGCCGCGCCCAGCACGAGGAUCGCUUCCGGCCUCAUGGCACAGGCUUCUCGGAGCUCAGCCAUCCAGCAACAGCUCGCCAAGAACGGCGCGCGCAUCGCCGCUUUCCACGCCAGCAGCAGGAGGAACAUCCUGCCUCCUCUCCCUCAAACUAUCAACGGCACCGUCAACGACCCUGCUCCCGUGCCGCCACCGCACCCGUCACACGGCUCCUACCACUGGACCUUCGACCGCCUGAUUGCUGCCGGCCUCGUCCCCUUGACUGUUGCACCCUUCGCCGCCGGGUCUCUGAACCCGACCCUCGACGCCCUGCUGUGCGCCACCGUCCUCAUCCACUCCCACAUGGGCUUCCAGAACAUCAUCAUCGACUAUCUGCCAAAGUACCGGAUGCCCGGUAUCCACAAGGCCGUCAUGUGGCUGUUGAACGCUGUGACCCUGCUGGUCGGCGUCGGCCUGUACGAGUUCGAGACCAACGACGUCGGCCUGACUGAGGCCCUGAAGCGGAUAUGGAAGGCAUAG
Thyridium curvatum is the source of this 564-nucleotide messenger RNA. RefSeq lists its product as uncharacterized. NCBI's taxonomy places the organism in Eukaryota, Fungi, Ascomycota, Sordariomycetes, Thyridiales, Thyridiaceae. Gene Ontology annotation, biological process: tricarboxylic acid cycle; mitochondrial electron transport, succinate to ubiquinone. Gene Ontology annotation, cellular component: membrane; mitochondrial envelope. Gene Ontology annotation, molecular function: ubiquinone binding; heme binding. The transcript is spliced from 2 exons. Bases 1 to 564 code for a protein of 187 amino acids. The record is from RefSeq and is a predicted model, not a curated record.